AUGUCGGAGCGUGCCAAGGACAAGCCCAGCGCAAGCACGCGGAGGCUCAGCUGGAAAACGCUAUCGACGGGGGCAGGCAGCAGCAGGGAGGCCAAGGAGUCUUGGACGCUGGUCAGUCCUCAAGAGGGCCAAGAGGUUACCACAUUCGCCCAACCGCGUCACUCCUACACCGCUCCCUCUACACCCUCUGCAUCCUCCCAUACGUCCCGGUCCGCCGGCUCGUCCCCGACGUCCUCGCGAUCUGCCACUCCGCUGCCCUCUUCCAAGCCUCUCCAAAAGCGCUGGUCCUCCUCUUCGCACGUACUGACGCGUCAUUCAUUAUCACAGCUCGAGCAGGAAGCCUCCCAGCUCCUCCUCAAUGCCCUCGAGCGCACAAACUCACUCCAGGAUGGCAAGCCGUCCAAGUCCAGCUCCACUGGCUCUUUCGGCCGCAUGUCCCUCAGCUCGAUGAUGGGCGGCCUGUCCGCGCUCUCCCUCACACGCAGCAGUACCGACGACAAGGAGCGCGGUAGGUCGCUCCAGAAGGACAAGGGCAAGGCCCGUUCCAGCUCCGUGUCUGGGUCGGCCAGCAUCGAUGACAUUACGGACUCAGAAAGCAGCAGCAUUCGCGCGCGCAGCCAGUCCCCGUUCCGCCUCCGCCGGACCCGAGCACGCGACCCCUCGCCCGCGGUAUGUGCGCUCACGCACUCUGAUGCGGAGUCUGACACCGAGUCGACGGGUCGGGGCGUCAGGCCGCGCACGGCUUUCGUCUCCCCCACCUCCGACGAGGAAUCCGGGUCCGAGACGGAGAUUGACAACGACUCAGACGACUCCUGGGGCGAGGAAGACCACUUCGAUUUCGAGACAGAGCGCAAUACAGAGAGAAACGCCUUGAUACCCGCCGACCGCGGCGACGCCGCCAUGGAGGAGUUUCCAGAUCCGCUCGGGGAAGGUGUCAAUGUCGUGGUGCCACCCGAGCCUUACUUUCCCAGCACGCUCAACCCAAGCAGCUCAAGGCGCAAGAACUCGAAGAAGCAUCACGACUUGCUCCCACUCCAGACUUCGCGGCCGAUCUUCCAGAGAGACCGAUGUACGAUCACCAUUACGCACGGUGAUCCGGCACGCGCGUUGGAGGAGAAUGGCCGCAGACCACGCAGAUAUGUUGUUGCCAGUGAUCUCAGUGAAGAGAGUCGAUACGCAGUGGAAUGGGGUAUCGGGACAGUACUGAGAGAUGGCGAUGAGAUGCUGCUUGUCACAGUCGUCGAGAACGAAAGCAAAGUUGAUCCGGCGGUAGCGAAUGCUGUAGACAGGGCCAUGAAAUUGCGAAAUCAGCAAGAACGUCAAGCCCUCGCCUACAUCCUCGUCCGUCAAGUUACAGGGCUCCUACAGCGGACACGCCUCAAUGUUACCGUGGCUUGCCAAGCGUGGCAUGCAAAGAACCAUCGGCAUAUGUUACUCGACAUUGUUGAUUAUUUCCAGCCAUCUAUGAUGAUCGUUGGUUCCCGAGGGUUGGGCCAGCUAAAGGGUAUAUUACUGGGUUCUACCUCGCAUUACCUUAUUCAGAAAUGCUCUGUACCUGUCAUGGUUGCGCGCCGUAGAUUGAAACGUCCUCCAAGGAAGUUCGCGCACCUCGCCCCCCACCGAGCGCGUGUCUCACUGGCCCAGGCCGGUAUCGAUCGUGUCGCACCCAAAGUGGAUCACGACGUUCAGGUUAUGCGCGACGAAAUCCAGAGAGACGAUGAGAGCAGGGGGGAUGAGGUCCAGGAUGACGAACCGGAAACGGAGAUCGAGGGUGAUAGCAAUGACCUGCCGGCUCGGAAGGUGGCAGGCGAGUAA
Messenger RNA from Gloeophyllum trabeum ATCC 11539, 1815 nucleotides. RefSeq lists its product as uncharacterized. The record is from RefSeq and is a predicted model, not a curated record. Bases 1 to 1815 code for a protein of 604 amino acids. The transcript is spliced from 8 exons. Lineage: Eukaryota; Fungi; Basidiomycota; Agaricomycetes; Gloeophyllales; Gloeophyllaceae.